Messenger RNA from Diplodia corticola, 2046 nucleotides. RefSeq lists its product as uncharacterized. The transcript is spliced from 2 exons. Lineage: Eukaryota; Fungi; Ascomycota; Dothideomycetes; Botryosphaeriales; Botryosphaeriaceae. The coding region runs from base 1 to 2046 and encodes 681 amino acids. The record is from RefSeq and is a predicted model, not a curated record.
AUGCGCUUCACGACCGCCACCGGCUUCUUCCUCGCCGCCACCCUCGCUUCCGGCGCGGCCAUCCCGCAGCAGGCAGACGCUGCUGCGGCUGGUGCUGUGGCCACGCCGCCCGCCACCCCGGAUGCCGCCGCUGCCGCCGCCGCCGCUACGCCAGCAGGUGCUGCAGAUGCCGCGGCAGCAGACGCGCAGGCCCAACAAGCUACGGUAGACACGCAAAAGCAGAUCGAGGAGGAACACGCCGCCUCUGACGCAAAGGCACAAGAAGCAGCCCUCGCCCAACAACAAGCUGCCGUCGACCAACAGGCAGCCGUUGCCGCCGCCGCCGCCGCCACACCUGCCGCUGCCGCCGCCGCUACCCCCGCCGCCGCUGCUACCCCCGCGGUCGCCACGCCGGAUGCCGCUGCCGCUGAGGCGGCCGCCACGCCCGCUGCACGCUUGAUGCGGUUUGCCAGGCGUGGCUUGUCGCCCAUGGACAUGAUGAUGGCGGAGGACCCGACGAACGCGGAUGCCAAGGCGAAGGCGGACGCCGCUGAGAAGAAGGCGGCGGCGGAGGAGGAGGGGGACAAGGAGGGCGCGGCAGGAGACUCGGCUGCUGCUGCUGCUGCUGCUGAGCCUGAGGCUGCUGAUCCUAAGGCUGCUGAUCCUAAGGCCGCUGAUCCUAAGGCUGCUGAGGCUGGUGCUGCUGAUCCUAAGGCCGCUGAGGCUGGUGCUGCUGAGGCUGGUGCUGCUGACCCUAAGGCCGCUGAGGCUGGUGCUGCUAAGGCUGAUGGUGCUGGUGCUGGUGCUGAGGCUGAAGCGGAUCCCAAGGCUGAAGCGGAUCCCAAGGCUGCUGAUGCUGGUGCCGAAGCUGAGGCUGAUCCCAAGGCCGCCGAUGCUGGCGCCGAAGCUGAUGCCGCCGCCGCCGCCGACCCCAAGGCCGAUCCCAUGGCUGCCGACGAGGCUGCCGCAGCCGAAGACCCAAUGGUCGCCGCUGAUCCUGCCGCUGAUCCCGCCGCCGCCGCCGACGACGCAGGCGCCGCCGAUGACGCCCAGGCGCAGGUGGCCGCCGCGCAGGAGGCGCAAAAGGCCGCCGAAGACAAGGCCGCCGAGCUGCAGAAGCAGGUCGACGACCUCAAGGCGCAGCAGGCGCAGGCUGAUGCCGGUGCCGGUGCUGGUGCUGAAGCUGAUCCCGCUGCCGCGGAUGCCGGUGCGGCGGAUGCAGGUGCUGCCGAUGCUGGUGCGGCGGAGGAUGCUGGUGCUGAGGCGGCCGACCCUGCUGCUGCCGCCGCCAAGGGCGAGGAUGCAGGUGCUGCUGAUGCUGGUGCUGCUGAUGCGGGUGCUGCCAAGGGUGAGGAUGCUGGUGCCGCCGAUGCCGGUGCCGAAGCCGACGCUGGCGCGGACAAGGGAGCUGCUGCCAAGGGCGAAGGUGCCGGCGCUGAUGCGGAUGCUGCUGCUGCCGCUGAUCCGGCUGCUGCUGAUGCCGGCGCUGCCAAGGGCGAGGAUGCUGGCGCGGACAAGGGAGCUGCUGCUGAUCCGGCCGCUGCUGAUGCCGGCGCCGCCAAGGGCGAAGAUGCUGCGAAGGAUGCCGGUGCCGGUGCCGGUGCCGGCGCCGAUGCUGAUGCCGCUGCCGCUGCUGGAAAGGAGGAGGGCGCUGAUGCUGCCGGAAUGGCUGACGAGGCGGACCCGAAGGCUGCUGAGGACCCGAAGGCUGCUGAAGACCCCAAGGCUGCUGAGGACCCUAAGGCUGCUGAGGACCCAAAGGCCGCUGAGGACCCAAAGGCCGCCGCGGACGCUGGAAAGGCUGCUGGUGAUGACGCUGCCGCCGGUGCGGAUGUCGAGGGCAAGGGCGAAGAGGCUGCUGCCAAGGAGGAUCCCGCCGCUGAGGACCAGGCGGCUAAGGAUCCCGCGGCCAAGGACCCCGCGGCCAAGGACCCCGCCGCCGACGAGGCCGCCGCUAAGGACCCGGCUGCCGGCGAGGAGGCCGAUGCUAAGGACCCGGCUGCUGGCGAGGAGGCUGAUGCUAAGCCCUCGAAGAUGGCGAUGCUCAAGCGUUUCCUCGGGUUCUAA